AUGGAGGAUGAUGCUGCCCCCUAUAGGGUGAUCAAGAUCGAGUCCGAUGACGAGAGCGAGGAUGACGACAAGAGUGAGGAUGGCGACGAGAGUGAGGAUUUUAAUACCUCUAAGGAAGAGACCAUGGCGCUUUCCAUAUGCGAAUACGACACACAACCACCAGGAGCAAGCACAAUUGAGCAAGCGAGCAGCGCGCAGGCCGAGCUCAGCCUCGAGCUCACCCUGGCCGCCGACGUGGGUGUGGUGCCGCCGGAGGCAGGCUUUUUCCUCUGCGUCUACUGCUACCGCAGGUUCCGCACCUCGCAGGCACUCGGCGGCCACCAAAACGCGCACAAGCAAGAGCGCGCCGUCGCUAAGCGACGCCGGGAUGCCGCCGCCGCGAUGCGCCCCUCCCCUGCCAGGAAGGCUGCUGCUCGAAUGCCGGAGGAGCCUGCUGGUGGUGUCAUGGCGCACAAGGACGGCAGCAGCUGCCGGGAGAGCGACCCCGAGCUGGACUUGUCUCUCCGUCUGUAACAGGUCGGCCGAAUGAUCUCUGCUAAAAUCCUUGCUCCACACCCCUUAUUUCCAGUGCUAGGUACGUACUCCGUACAUCAUAGUCCGGCUAUUUGGCGUGAACUCUUUGUUCCAAUAUCCAGUUGGGUAUAUAUACUAUGAAAAAAAGCUCAUGUUGAGCAUGCUUUGAAUUCA
Triticum dicoccoides is the source of this 687-nucleotide messenger RNA. RefSeq names its product zinc finger protein 7-like. The coding region runs from base 1 to 513 and encodes 170 amino acids. The transcript has 2 exons. Gene Ontology annotation, molecular function: DNA-binding transcription factor activity. The record is from RefSeq and is a predicted model, not a curated record. NCBI's taxonomy places the organism in Eukaryota, Viridiplantae, Streptophyta, Magnoliopsida, Poales, Poaceae.